Messenger RNA from Seriola dumerili (greater amberjack), 588 nucleotides. It is a transcript of the gene alox5ap, whose product is annotated as arachidonate 5-lipoxygenase activating protein. Gene Ontology annotation, molecular function: leukotriene-C4 synthase activity; glutathione peroxidase activity; enzyme activator activity. Gene Ontology annotation, cellular component: membrane; nuclear envelope; endoplasmic reticulum. Gene Ontology annotation, biological process: leukotriene biosynthetic process. The transcript has 6 exons. The record is from RefSeq and is a predicted model, not a curated record. NCBI's taxonomy places the organism in Eukaryota, Metazoa, Chordata, Actinopteri, Carangiformes, Carangidae. Bases 56 to 574 code for a protein of 172 amino acids.
CAGAGGAUAAUUUACAUAAAGGGGAAGCCACAAACAAGUGUGUAUGUGACAUGGGAUGGAGCCUCAGCAUCCACCUGCUCCUACAGCUUCCACAGCAUUGAUCAUGGACUCUCAUGAAGUGGUGAAGAACAUCUACCUCCUGGUCAUCGUCACCCUCCUCAGCGUACUUCAGAACGUAUUCUUUGCCCAGAAGGUAGAGAGGGAAUGCAAGAGUCAAAGGUCCCAAGCGUCUACUUUUGAGCGAGUGUCUUGUGCCAAUCGUAACUGCAUGGAUGCCUACCCCACUUUCCUGGCAGUGAUGUGGUGUGCCGGUGUGUGUCUCAAUCAAGCUCCUGCUGCCUUUGCCGGGAUCAUCUACCUUCUAGUCAGGCAGAAGUACUUUAUUGGAUACUUGGGACACACCUCUCAAUGCACCCCGGGCUACCUGUUUGGGAAACGCAUCAUCUCCUUCCUGUCCCUGAUGUGCAUCGUGGGCAUCUUCAACUACCUGCUCCUGCGCUUCUAUGGCAGCGACUAUAAGGAAUACGUACAGACCAUCACCAGCGCUGCAUCUACUCUUCUCCUCAUCCCUUAGUCCAGCGUGUGUCG